AUGACAGACACCGCGAUGCAGGUGGACAACCCACAGGAGACUGUGGAGUUGAUCAAGCAUGGAGAGAUCGACGAGUCUCUGUACAGCCGCCAACUCUAUGUCCUUGGCCACGAAGCUAUGAAGCGAAUGGGAUCAUCAAAUGUCCUUGUUGUCGGCCUCAAGGGACUCGGUGUUGAAAUCGCCAAAAAUAUUGCCCUUGCCGGUGUCAAGUCCCUCACCCUCUACGAUCCCGCCCCCGUCGCAAUCGCCGAUCUCUCCUCGCAGUUCUUCCUCCAACCUCAAGAUGUGGGCAAGCCACGCGCCGAGGUGACUGCUCCUCGAGUCGCAGAGCUGAACUCAUACGUUCCUGUUACGAUCCACGAAAGCACCAAUCUGGUGGAUAAUCUGGAACAGUUGAAGCGAUACCAGGCUGUGGUGCUCACACUCACUCCAUUGAAAGAACAACUCAUUAUUGCCGACUUCUGCCACCAGAAUGGAAUUUAUGUUACCGUGACAGACACAUUUGGUCUUUUCGGUUACCUCUUCAAUGACUUUGGCAAGAACUUCACUGUUGGCGAUCCAACUGGUGAGGAGGCGGUCAGUGGUAUCGUGGCUGGUAUUGACGAGUCUGGCCUUGUGUCCGCUCUAGACGAGACUCGCCACGGCUUGGAAGACGGCGACUUUGUGACAUUCACGGAGGUCAAGGGAAUGGAAGGGCUUAACGGCAGUGCGCCUCGGAAGAUCACGGUGAAGGGGCCAUAUACCUUUAGCAUUGGCGAUGUGUCUGGUCUCGGUUCUUACAAAGGCGGUGGUCUCUAUAGCCAGGUGAAGAUGCCAAAAUUCGUCGACUUCCAACCUCUGUCCGAGCAGAUUAAAAAGCCUGAGUUCCUGAUCUCAGAUUUCGCCAAGUUUGACCGGCCGGCUCAACUUCACGUUGGCAUUCAAGCUCUUCACAAGUUUGCCGAAACCCACAAUGGCCAGUUCCCUCGUCCACACAACGACAGCGAUGCGCAGGAGAUUCUGAAGCUUGCUAAUGAGCUAGCCGCAAGCCAGGAGGAGAAGAUCGAGUUGGAUGAGAAGGUGAUCAAAGAACUGAGCUACCAGGCCCAAGGUGACCUUAACGCGCUGGCCGCCUUCUUCGGCGGUGCCGCCGCCCAGGAGGUUCUCAAAGCCGUGUCUGGGAAAUUCCAACCUGUGCACCAGUGGUUGUAUUUUGACGCGCUUGAGGCUCUGCCUACCUCGGUCACCCGAUCUGAAGAGAGCUGCAAGCCUUUGGGCACCCGCUACGAUGGUCAAAUUGCAGUGUUCGGAAAAGAAUAUCAAGAGAAGCUAUCAAAUGUCCGACAGUUCCUGGUCGGUGCUGGUGCCAUCGGGUGUGAGACAUUGAAGAACUGGGCGAUGAUGGGUUUGGGUACAGGCCCCAAAGGCAAGAUCUUCGUUACAGACAUGGAUCAGAUUGAGAAGAGCAACCUGAACCGUCAGUUCCUGUUCCGACCCAAGGAUGUGGGCCGCCUCAAGAGUGAAUGCGCUUCCGCUGCUGUGCAGGCUAUGAACCCUGACUUGAAUGAUAAAAUCGUGACUCUUCGUGAUCGCGUCGGACCAGACACUGAGCAUAUCUUCGAUGAGGAAUUCUGGAAUGGCUUAGACGGAGUGACCAAUGCUCUCGACAACGUCGAUGCUCGUACAUACGUCGAUCGGCGCUGUGUCUUCUUCCGUAAGCCUCUUCUCGAGAGUGGUACUCUUGGCACUAAGGGCAACACGCAGGUUGUGCUGCCCUUCAUUACGGAGUCAUACUCCAGCUCUCAGGAUCCACCAGAGAAGUCUUUCCCCAUGUGUACGCUGAAGAGUUUCCCCAACCGCAUUGAACAUACCAUCGCCUGGGCUCGUGAUCUUUUCCAAACUUACUUCGUUGGGCCUCCGGAGUCGGUCAACUUGUACCUUUCGCAGCCGGAUUACAUUGAGCAAACCCUCAAGCAGGCUGGGAACGAGAAACAGACUUUGGAGAAUCUACGCGAUUUCUUGGUUACCGAGAAGCCCUUGACGUUUGAUGACUGCAUCGUCUGGGCCCGCCAGCAAUUUGAGGCACAGUACAACAACGCCAUUCAGCAGCUGCUCUACAACUUCCCUCGAGACUCGAAGACCUCGUCCGGUCAGCCUUUCUGGUCUGGCCCCAAGCGCGCUCCUACGCCUUUGAAAUUCGACAGCUCAAACCCGACUCAUCUCGGAUUUGUGAUUGCCGGCGCUAAUCUCCAUGCUUUCAAUUACGGCAUCAAGAGUGCUGGUACAGACAAGGAGUACUAUCGCAAGAUUGUUGAUGAUAUGAUCAUCCCGGAGUUUACACCUAGCUCUAGCGUGAAGAUCCAGGCUGAUGACAAUGAGCCUGAUCCAAAUGCUCAGUCCGGCCCUGCGAAUGAUAACGAUGAGAUUCAGCGUCUAGUGGAUACACUACCUUCGCCGAAGUCUCUUGCAGGCUUCCGGUUGCAGCCUGUCGAGUUUGAGAAGGACGAUGACACCAACCACCACAUUGACUUCAUCACUGCUGCUAGUAACCUGCGAGCAGACAACUACGAUAUUCCUCAAGCAGACCGUCACAAGACCAAGUUCAUCGCUGGAAAGAUCAUUCCUGCCAUUGCCACCACCACCGCUCUCGUCACCGGUCUUGUGGCCAUCGAGCUGUUCAAGGUCAUUGAUGGCAAGGACGACAUUGAGCAAUACAAGAACGGCUUCGUCAACCUUGCCCUUCCGUUCUUUGGCUUCAGUGAACCUAUCCCCAGCCCCAAGGGCACGUACCAGGGUAAGAAUGGCGAAGAGUCUAUCGAUCGUCUGUGGGAUCGCUUUGAGGUAGACGACAUUCCUCUCAAGGAUCUUCUUAAGUAUUUCGAAGAUAAAGGUCUUGAGAUUUCUAUGGUUAGCUCUGGUGUGACUCUACUGUACGCCAGCUUCUACCCUCCUUCGAAGCUGAAGGACCGCCUCCCUCUGCCAAUGAGCAAGCUCAUCGAAACGAUCAGCAAGAAGCCUAUCCCCGAACACCAGAAGAACAUUAUUUGCGAGGUGACUGCAGAGGACCAGAAAGAAGAGGACGUGGAGAUUCCAUAUGUGAUGGUCAAGCUUUCAAAAUAA
Messenger RNA from Penicillium chermesinum, 3099 nucleotides. RefSeq names its product E1 ubiquitin-activating protein ubaA (gene ubaA). The transcript is spliced from 5 exons. NCBI's taxonomy places the organism in Eukaryota, Fungi, Ascomycota, Eurotiomycetes, Eurotiales, Aspergillaceae. The record is from RefSeq and is a predicted model, not a curated record. Bases 1 to 3099 code for a protein of 1032 amino acids. Gene Ontology annotation, biological process: protein sumoylation. Gene Ontology annotation, molecular function: SUMO activating enzyme activity. Gene Ontology annotation, cellular component: SUMO activating enzyme complex; cytoplasm.